This is a messenger RNA of Effrenium voratum, 1369 nucleotides long. NCBI's taxonomy places the organism in Eukaryota, Dinophyceae, Suessiales, Symbiodiniaceae. The record is from the annotation of a GenBank genome assembly.
AUUGUAAGAUGAUACGAAAACGGGCGCUCGCCAUGUGACCAAUACAAGGUGCGAGCUACGCUUCGCCAUGUCAUGACUCUCGGCUGGAACGCUGGAAGGGCUUGCGAGUCGCCUGGAGCGAAAUCGCCCCCGCUGGGCCAGUUCCUCUUUUGCGGUGAGUUGGGCGGUCCACAGGAAGUGAAUCUGCCAAAGAAGGUGCUACCCUCCUUGCAAAGCUUGGAGAGGCAGCUUCAGGAACUGGAGCACAACCUCAGGAUAAGGCAAGUGCGUUCUACACCUCAGUUGCGGGUGCCCAGCUUGCCGGCUCUCAAGCCCAAGGCUCCGGUUUUUCCAGGGAAGGAGGCUCCGAAGGAGGCUCCCAAGGCAAAACUGCCCGCGCUGAGGGCCCAGCCGAGCCGAGGCGUCCCGGAGCAGCCGGAGGUCCGGCGAUCCGCGAGGCCCCGACAGGAGGGCCGGCCGGCUCCAGCCGUUCCAAAGGCUUCGCCGGAGCUCAAGAAGCGUGAACGGAGACAGGCUGAGAAGCAAAAGGAAAAGGAGGUGGGCCUUCAGGAGGUGUUCAAACUGCUGGAGAGUGUAAAUCGCAAGGCAGAGCCGGUGAAGUCGAACCGAAAGUCCAAGGAGCCCAAGAAAGCCUUGGAGAGCGCUCAAACGCCGAUUCAGGCGCAAAAGGUUCUGGAUGAAGUGCCACCGAUAGCCGAUCCAUCCAACGAGGCUGAGCUGAUCAAGUCGGAUGCAACAAGCUCGGAGGAGCCGAAGAAAGCGUUGGAGGCGUCACCUAGCGAGGGUGCUCCUACAUCGGAGGCAGAGCCGGUCGAGCCAGACCUGGCAGAGGCCGCAGAGGCCGCAGAGGAGCCAAAGAAAGCGUUGGAGGAGAGCGCUCAAACGCCGGUUGAGGCGGGCGUCGAUCUGCGCAGAGCAAGUGCUGAAGCGUCACCUAGCGAGGGUGCACCUACAUCGGAGGCAGAGCCGGUCGAGCCAGACCUGGCAGAGGCCGCAGAGGCCGCAGAGGAGCCCAAGAAAGCGUUGGAGGAGAGCGCUCAAGCGCCGGUUGAGGCGUCACCUAGCGAGGGUGCACCUACAUCGGAGGAGCCCAAGAAAGUGUUGGAGGAGAGCGGUCAAACGCUGGUUGAGGCAUCGCCCGGCGAGGGUAUAGCAACAGCGGACGAGGCAAGCCCGUCCAUCGCCAUCACGCCUCCUGAUUCGUAUCAAGAUGAGGACUUCUACUCCGAGUCUUUCGCAUCCUUCUCCGAGCAUUUUGAGGCUGCGGAGGAUUCCGCGGCCGAGGAAUCCUACGCGACCCCAUCGGAGGGUACUGGGGAGGUCUCGGUCGCAACGCCAGUGAGCGCCAGAAGCUCGGAAAGCUCCAGGA